Messenger RNA from Salmo salar (Atlantic salmon), 1564 nucleotides. NCBI's taxonomy places the organism in Eukaryota, Metazoa, Chordata, Actinopteri, Salmoniformes, Salmonidae. The record is from RefSeq and is a predicted model, not a curated record.
AUGUCCAACUGAUGAUCAGUCUUUCUGAACUGGGGCUAAUGACAUUGCUAAAGUAGACAACAUUUGUAGAAAACAAAAUUGGCAUCAUUAUGAUGUCAAGUUUACUUGAGAAAUGGCAGUGUUGGCAUCAUGAGCUAGCGAAGUUCGGCAGAAAAAGCUAGCAAUGCUAACGUUAAGUUAACUAAAAUGUCGAUGCUCUCCCCUCAAUCGUAGUUAGCUAGCUGAAGUUAUACUGCAUAUAAAGUCAAUCUGGCGACAUUACAAUGAUGACAAAAGCUUGUCCUACUAAUUUUCCUCAUUUUUAAAUGUAAUUGUGUUUCCAAGCCACGGAAAUGCACUUCAUACAAUAUCUUCAUCAACACCAAGACCACAUUAAAUAGAAUGCUCAGCUAGGCAUCAGUCGAAUAAAACGAAUGUUCAAAACAAUAUUGUAUGACGAAACGUGCAACCCAGGAAUAUAAUUAAACUAGAUCAUGUUAUGACACGACAUUUGCCGUGGUUAACUGGGUUCCAUUUGUUUUGAAUCUAAGCAACUGCUACAAUGCCGAAGAGAGGGAGAAAGAAGAAGAGGUCAACCCCUGUAACCAUCGAGAACGCCAGGAACAAUGAGGCGACACCUGACUCGAUACGCCGUUACGCAGGAAAGAUUGUGGAAUACAUUGCCCAGUCAACCACUGCUUUCUCUCAGGAAGAUGUUUCCGGUGUAGGCCUACAUAACAUCUUGGGGAAGACGGUAGAGGGCCUUCUCCAAAAAGUGUGCGGAGGGGUCUCAAGCGUCCUGAACAAAUAUUUGUAUGGGGCGGGGGUGUUAUCUGAUGCGGUGAUCCCAGUAAAUCUCUUGCCUGUAGCUCCAAAUGGGGACAAUCAGAAAAUGGAAAAAAGAUGGCAGGACUGCACUGAGGAAGACUGUGAACUGAUAAUUAUCAGACUGACAGGGACUGUAAUUAUCACCAUGUUGGAUAGUGUUAUGGAGAGUUGCAGGAUGGACCCCACACACAGUUCAUUCUUAGAAGAACUGGGGCUCACCAUGGAAAUGGUAAAGAUCAUACGUGACGUAGCAGAAUGUGCAGCAAACGCCACAAGUAAUGAUUUCAGUCAGUUCACAGUCGGAGGAGUUCCUCUCUUUCAGAGACCACUGAGCAAUCUCUCUUCUGGGCCCAGUCAACCAGCACCCCCCCAAAAUGCCUUGCCAACAUCCACUGUUCCCACACCUGUCUCAAAGGUGAGCUCAGCCAGUCCCAGAUCCACUGACUCAGGGUCCUCACAAGUCAGGAAGCCAAGACAAUCAACAGAAGGAGUUCAGAGCCUCUCCGAAAGGCAGCAGGACUCAGGGGAGGAGAUCACAUCUCUAGUGAUUGAAACCAUUCUACGGUCAGUUGCGGAUUUAGCCAGGCAUGGACUUCUGCCAAGCUGCACCCAGUAGACUGGAUGCCCCCUUUUUAUGGAGGUGAUGCAGAAAACAAACAUGUGAAGCCAAUUCAUAAAAGCAUUAAUUAAACAAAUAUGUUGUUUAAAGGUGAGUCAGCGGUUUGUUUCUAUGGCAACAAAGACAUGAAAUAAAGUG